Molecule: messenger RNA, 4957 nt
Organism: Schistocerca gregaria
Lineage: Eukaryota; Metazoa; Arthropoda; Insecta; Orthoptera; Acrididae
Gene: Cog3
Product: conserved oligomeric Golgi complex subunit 3
Exons: 15
Coding region: 750-3269 (839 amino acids)
Biological process (GO): intracellular protein transport; intra-Golgi vesicle-mediated transport; Golgi organization
Cellular component (GO): cis-Golgi network; membrane; COG complex
Source: RefSeq, a predicted model, not a curated record
AAAUGGAAUCAGUCUACAAAGGAGAUCGUUUAUAGUACAAAACACUUGUGCGACCCAUCCUAGAAUACUACUCAAGUGGUGUGGGACCCAUACCAAAUAGGGUUAAUGGAAAUAUUGAACGUAUACAAGAAAGGGCAGCACGAAUGGUCACACAUUUGUUUGAUUCAUGGAAGUGUGUCAAGGAGAUCCGAGGAAACCGAACUGGCAGACGCUUGAAGAUUAUCGUAAACUAUCCUGAUAGAGCUUACUUUCAAAAUUUAAGAGGCAGCUUUAAAUAGGGAAUCGGGGAAUAUACUACAGUCCCCUACGAAUGGCUCCCUCAGGGAUCGCGAAGACAUGACUAAAUUAACUAUAGAAUUCACAGAGGCGUUUAAACAAGAAUUCGUCCUGCAUUCUAUACCGUACCUUGAUGGGACGAGAAGAAUGUUUUAUAGUGGUUUGUAGAGGUGCAGUAUAGUAGAGAAGGUGAUCAACAGCCGAUUUUAUGUCAGCUAUGGGUGAGCGGUAUAGGUCUACUUAUAAAAUGUCUUUCCUUAUUUCAGUACUUGAACUCUGGGAAUGAGCCGUGCAUAACGAUGAAAAUGAUAUAAUAGAUUAACGCAACUGUUUCACCGUUGACAACGAAAAAUUGUGCGCCGACAUAACAUACUAGGGAACCACUGUCGUCUGCAAACCGUUUACGUGGCAUCUGCCGCCACGCAGCGUAGUGUAUCUUGCUUGCGUGUUUAUUUGCAUUUGUAUCUUUGACAAUGGCAGUAACAGUGACGGAUGAGGAUAUACGCAAUGUUCAAGACAAGUUAUUUGACUGGGAACGUUCUGAAAAUCCUGUAGCCCCCUUGACAAGUGACCAGAUAGAUGCUCUCCAAGAUUUAGAAGAAGAAUUCAGUAAAUUUGAAUUUUUUGGUGAUUUGUCUAUAUCUCAAGAAGAUGACUUACACCAGUCGGCGUUAAAUGUUGUACGUCAGUCCGAUGGCGACGCGGGAAAGUGUUUUGUUAAUCUACUGCAGAGCAAGUCCAGGAUAGAAACUACACGACAGUUUCUGUCUUGGUAUUCUGAUGUAGAGGAGGAACUUCUACACGAGGAGGAUGUCCAGUACACACAGUUCAUGAAACAGCUAACUGAGCGAAAAGAUGAAUGCACUGUACUCUUGACACAGAUAGAAGCUGCACUUGGAGACCUAACUCAUCUCACUGGCCAGUACCAGUCUGUUUCAUCGAGAACAAACUCACUUCAUCAAGUGAGUGAGCAACUUUUGGCUGACCAGGUGAAAUUGAAUGGACUUUAUGAAGAAGUGAACAAAAGGUUGCAGUAUUUCACAUCUGUUGACAGCCUUUCCAGCCGACUGGCAUCACCGACAUUGUCAGUAGCGAGUGAUGCUUUUGUAGAUAUUUUAAAUCGUCUGGAUGAGUGCAUAGAGUAUAUGACUGUUCAUAUUAAAUGGAAGGAAUCUAACACAUAUCUUGUUAAAUAUAAGCACUGUUUAUCCAGAGCAAUUGCGCUGAUGCGUUCAUAUGUGAUUGAUGCAUUCCAACAUGCCACUCAGCAAGUUUUGGCUCCAAGAGCUGUUGGUGGUAAUCAGACAGAACAGCUAGAGAGAGAUACUUCAUUUGCUUUGUGUUAUGGUAAAUUUCAAGCAUCAGCACCUAAAGUCAAGCAAGUGAUAAUCCAAAUUGAGGAAAGAGUUGCAAGAAAUCAAGAAUAUGAAAGUUUACUCGCAGAAUGCCACCAUAGCUACUUUUCACAGCGAGAACAGUUGCUCGGAACUGGAGUCGCCACCGCAGUUAGUGAGCUGGCAGGACAGCAUCGUGGUGACCACUGCUCCCUCGUACGCAGUGGGUGUGCUUUCCUCGUACAUGUGUGUCACGACGAGUACCAGCUGUUCUAUCAGUUCUUCACUCUCCAUACACCACAACUCACAACAUACCUUGAGGGUCUCUGUACAUCAUUGUAUGAUGUACUCCGGCCAUUUAUUAUCCACAUAAAUCAUCUGGAAACAUUAGCAGAAGUUUGUAGCAUAUUGAGACUGGAAAUGUUGGAGGAACAUGUUCAAAAUAACCCUGGUCCUUUGGAAGCAUUUUCAAAAAUUGCAUGGCAGCUGCUGCAGGAUGUGCAGGAGCGUCUGGUGUUUCGUGCCCAUUGUUACCUGCAGUCUGAUAUCUUACAGUAUCGUCCUGCACCUGGAGAUCUCGCCUACCCUGAGAAGCUCGAGAUGAUGGAGAGUAUAGCCCAGUCACUGCAAGAUCAGACUCCACAAUCACUGAGGCGUUCAGACUCGAGGUCAUCCAUCGUCUCUGUUGGUUCUGCAACAUCUCAAGAAGUUGCACGCAUCAACAGUGACAAUACAGUAGAACAACCUCGCUCAAGAACGGGUAAUUCGCCAGCAGAUCUGCAUGGAAUGUGGUACCCAACUGUUCGAAGAACACUAGUUUGUCUGUCUCGUCUCUACCGCUGUGUUGACAGAACCAUUUUCCAGGGUCUUUCGCAGGAGGCAUUGUCUGUGUGCAUCCAAAGUGUGGCAUCAGCAUCACAAGCAAUUACUGCAAGAAAGAGUCCUAUUGAUGGUGAACUUUUCCAAAUAAAGCAUUUACUCAUCUUAAGAGAGCAGAUAGCUCCAUUUCAAGUUGAUUUUACCAUCAAGGAAAUGAGUUUGGAUUUUAGCAAAAUGAAAACUGCAGCUUUCAGCCUUCUCCAAAAGAAGCGCCGCCUGUUUUCUCUGGGGACAAAUAAUGCACUGCUUGAGUUCUUGUUGGAAGGCACACCCCAAGUGAAGGAACAGCUGCUAGAUUCUCGAAAGGAAGUAGACCGUCAGCUUAAAGCAUCCUGUGAGGCUUUUAUAAAUCACGCCACAUCACAGUUGGCGGAUCCAGUUCUUGCAUUUCUGCAGAAGGCACAAGUAUUCUCGAGCAUGAGUGCAGAAGUACAGAAUGUAAAACUCUCACAACAACCAUUUGCACAACCAGCAGCAGUUAGUGAAAUUGUUGCUGAGACAAAAAGACUUAUAAAAGCAAAACUGCCAAAUGUCCAGCGCAGCAUGCAGCUCUACUUGGCAAACCGGGAGACUGAGUUCAUACUUUUCAGGCCAAUAAAGAACAAUGUGUUAGCAUUACUGGCGCGCUUGGAGCAGAUUCUUGCAAAUGGCGGAUACUCGGCUGAAGACCUCUUAGUAAUUGCUUGUCCUACACCAGAACAGGCAGCUGUCCUCCUUUCAUCAGCAUCAUUGAUGCCUGGAGAUUCAGUUCGUGAGGAGCAGCUUGACGCAACAACGUAGUGGUGAUAGCUGCUUUCAUUUACUCUUAUAUAAGCCAAAUUUAUCUUUUUUGCUAGUGAAUGUUGGUGAUCUCAAAAGUUAUAUCUAAUGAGAAUUAAUACACAUGAAACUAAAGAUCCAACAUUCUUCCUGGCUGUGCUUUUAUUACCUAAGAUAUAAUAUCACCUGUUUGUAUUUAAAAUAUAAGUUGACAUGUAAUUAGUAUUCUGAGCAUAUUAUCAGUAUUGACUAAAAGUAAAUGGCGUAAGAAUUUGGAAAGUAAAUUAAAUUAUACUUAUUUCAUACCAGUUGAUAAAUUCUUAUGCAUGCAGUCUUACACAAUCUUGCCAGUUCUUAAAACAGCAGUUUAGUCUGGACUGUUGUGUCAAGUACAAGAAAAGGUGAUGUAAAAGGAAUUAUAUAACACUUGGCAGCUUUUGUAUCACAUAAACAAAACAUGAAUAGGAUCAAUCACCAUCAAUAGAUUAUGCCGGAUAGAACAAAUGCCGUGUUUGAAUUCUAUAAUUCCUUGUCAGAAGAUCAGAAAUGUGAUACGGCUACUUUUAUUUACUGAUCUCACACCACAAUAAAAAUGGAUUUACUCGGGGCAAAAAUUGCUACUUGUGACUUACUCGUUCAAGACAGUACAGAUUCCGUGCUUGUAAACAACAUAAGAGGCAGUUUAUAUUAUGUCUUUACUCAUAGAUUUGGUUUUCCACUAUGUAAAACAAGUGUCAACACAAAUAAAUGGAAAUAACUAGUCAAUACAUAUUGUGAGAGCAUUAACAUAAUAAAAGCAACUGUUUCACGGUGUAACAAGAAAUUGAAAUUUCAAUAUGUUUAAGGGAGAGGGAUGAAUGUACACAUUCGCAUAUGAGAACAAUAUUUGAUGAAAUCUUUCAAACUGAAGGAAUCAUACAACAGUUAUAUGUUUAAUUUAAAAUCAGUAAACAUAAUGAGAUUUCUGACACGGGGAUGUCUGUAAUCUCUCAAUUAUGUAAAAGACAGAGUUGUCUGUAUUAGGUUUUACAAAAAUAUAUUUUUUCCCCGAUGGUUAAUGUAGCUCUUGCGAACUUACAAAUCAUGUAGACUUUAAUGAAAAGUUGGCACUUCCAAUACACAAGUUUUUGCUGCUAUGUCACUGCCAGCUGCUCUUCAGUAUCUUAGUAAGAAUAUGUUUGUAUGUUUGCCUUAACAUUUUUUGACCAGGAUGCUCUGUGUAAAGUUGCCUUAUGUAAGUUACUGUACUUUAAAUACUGUGGUGCUGUGUGAAUGGAAAAAAUAUUUAAUUUGUACAGUGAUAAUAAAAAAGAAAUGAUUUUCAGAAAUAAAGUUAGUGUCCUUGUAGAGCGUUUUGUGUAGACUGAUACUGUGUGCCAGAUUAAGACUUAAAAUGCAGAUACCUGCCUAUUGGGGAGAGUUCUGAGCUCAUCUCAGCAAUGAGUGAAAGCCCCAACUUGUAACUGCAUCUUUCCAUUGCACUGUAACUAGCCAGUGGCUUUUCCAAAUCACAGAGAAUGGAUGUUGCGAAGAGUUUGGCUUUUCCACAGGAUUAAUGCCAUUACUUUUACUUUGUAUAGAGUAUAUUGUGUGAUCUGAAUAAAAUUUCUGUUUGGUUAAGAAGGUAACUUUCCUAACUCACAUAACUUAAAAGGUAAAUAUCCCACCUCAAAAAGCUAAAACUGAAUAAACAUUGUUUUAAAAUAUCA